UCCGUGUUUGUCAAGUGUUCAUGAGAUGGAUUGCUUGAGGGAAGAAACUGUUCCUGUGUCUGGUCGUUCUGGUGUUCAGAGCUCUGUAGCGUCGACCGGAUGGCAACAGUUCAAAGAGGGAGUGUGUAUCGUUCGUUGGUGUGAACGCAAAUACAGUUAUUGUUAUAGUUAUCUUUAUAGGUAUUGAUCUUGAUGUGAACGGGCCUUUAGGCUUGUCAGUAAACUCCUACUGUUAUUAUUGGCUAAUGUUAUUGCGUAGGAAACAGUAUCAACGCCCACUUGCUUUUGCACUUAAGUAAGUGUUUUGAAAACAUUAUCCAUGUAAACCUGCCAUUUACCAACAAAGCAUUAUGAAAUCAUUUAUUUGCGGUUUCCGACGUAGCUGCUGUUAGAUCUAAUACAGUUGGCUGCUUUGUCUUUAAACAAAAGUUUCUUUGCAAACUCUCCAUCAUUACACUGUGCCUCAUUCACAAAAUAAUCUACAGUCAAAUGCUCCAAACAAACAUAUAAUCCUCUGAUGCGAUCUGGGACACCAUUAAAAAUGAACCAUUUAGUUGUUCCUGAUGCUGGUAUCCUUCUGAAGUAAACUGGACUCGUCAAAGCGAACGUACCUUUACGCUUCAAUUAACUCUUCCAUUUGUCCUCUUGUCGGCGGACUUAAGCACGUGGAAUACGUCAGAAAGUAAACGGCCGUCUGUAUACUGUAUCCAGUGUAGACAGCGUCAGUGAUUACGCUGGGUUCUGUUUGCUUUUGAUGCGAUACAGUGCUCAAAUCAGGUGUAUGUCACGAAUGAAUACCAGUGGGCGGGGCCUAUGGUGAGACGAUGCACCCGAGUUGACCGACAUGAAUUAGUGGUUGGGGCCACCAUUAAAAAAAAAGAGAUGCCUAAUCAUGACUAAAUGCCAGUGGGAGGGGCCUAUGGUGAUGAUGCAAAACUAUUUGUUGAUGUCUUGCUCUGGAGGUCACAUGCAAACGUAUUUGCCCAUGUGACGUCACAAAUCCCACAAUAUCCAAAAAAGCCAUUUUUGCAGCUUGAUUAAAUAAAUGCUUUGUUGAUAAUGAGGAUGAUAAUUUUAAGCUAUGAAACUUGGAUGUUUUAAUGGUAAAGACCUCUUAUAUGUCAAGAGAUCACAGCAAAUUUGGUUGCUCAUGUCAUGACCCCAAAGUGUUUUUAUAGAUUAUAGAGCAUUAUUAGGAUAAUGGUAUUUUCAAAAUGCCUCUGACCUUGUGCUUUCAUUGCCUUAAUCCAACAUGAAAAGACGUUGAUUUCAAGUCGACUUUAAAAACAUCUUAACAAUCAUGUGUACAGUCAGUGUAAUUUUUGUUUGAUAUUAUGACAUACGCCUAUAAUUUGGGGGGAAAUUUUGGGGAGAUUUUAAAGCUAUACAAAACAGAAAAACAUAUAAAAAUGAGUGAGUUUAUGCUUAAAACAAUAACUAAAUAAAUAAAUAAACAAUUAAAGAGAAAACAAGAUUAUUUUUCUUAACCCCAUUGGCAGAUUUUUUUUAAGCAUAAACUCAAAAUUUUAAUACAAUUUUUCCGAAAACAAGACUUAACAUAAUAUCAUGUCAGUUUGCUUCUCAAAUAAAGGUAUCUUGAUUUAAGAAUGUUUUGAAAGAAAAUCCUUUUGCCAUGUAUUACAUAUCAAGUUCUCUCACAGAUAUCUUAUUGUGCAACAGUCAAAACAUUUUUUUGUUGUUUGUAAUGCCACAUUUUCACAGGCCACUAUUGUUAUGAAAUAGGUGUGUAUCCAUCGUUAUUCUGUAAACCUCUCCCUCUUUUUGCUUUUUAACCUGUUUGUUCAGUCACCAGAGGGUAAGGCCUAUAGUAAAAAAGUUUUAACACUAGUUCUAACACUAACAGAGCUGCUUGUCAUCGCAACAAAGCCAUUCAACAAUGCAAGUGCCGUGGAACUUCAGAUUUGGGAUAGUCAUUCUUGGAGACUCGGCUGUAGGGAAAUCAUCUUUUCUGCAUCGCUUCACUGAAGGAACGUUUGAUGAAUCCCGUCAGUCUCCACUGGGAAUUGAUUUCAAGGUGCAUAACAUGAACUUUGACCCUGAUGUUGUGAUCAAACUCCUUCUGUGGGACACUGCAGGCCAGGAAAGAUUUAGGUCCAUCUGUAAGUCUUACAUGAGGAAUUCUGUGGGCUGCAUUCUGAUGUUUGAUGUCUCUCAGCGACAGACGUUUGAUCGUGUUUGCAGCUGGCAUCAGGAAGUCCUGGACUAUGUGAAACCAAACCCCAUGUUCUUCUUGCUUGUGGGUCAUAAGUGUGACCUGGCUGUGGGACGACAGGUCCGGAAGAGUGAAGGAGAAGCGCUGGCUAAAAAACUCAACAUGGUGGCUUAUCUUGAAGUGUCUACAAAGGAGAACAUUAACGUCAGCGAAGCGUUUGAGACCUUGACCAGAGGGAUAUAUAACCUCUUCAAGGAAGGCAAAAUACCCACCCGAGAUGACUGGCAGGGGUUAACGGUUGGGGCCGCCAUUAAAAAAGAGACAUCGGAGAGUAAAAAGUCUGCCUGCUGCAACUGUGGAUGAAUUUAGUGUGUGUUUAAGACUCAACUGGACUUCCUGGAUAAAGGAUUUUAUUGAAAAAGAUGUUUAUUACAGUAUUUAACAUGCAUACGAAAAUAGCAUUGAACUGCAUAAAGGGCUCAUAUCAUGAUUAUAUCACAUCACACCUUAGUAUUUUUGACUUGUUUUCCAGUACAAAUAUCUAAACAUGUUGAAAUCAAGAUACAUUUACUUGAGAAACAAAAUGACAUGAUAUUAAGUCUUGCUUUCUGAAAAAUGUAUCAGAAAUAUAUAAUAGUUAAUAUUUUCUGACCCUUUUGUCAGAUAAUUUUUAAGCAUAAAUUCAUUCAUUUGAUACAUGAUACAAGUCUUAAAGGAACGACAGAAUCAUUUUAUGAAAAGCAAAAUGAAAACUGUUCUUGGUGCAAAAAGAAAAGGCAUAUCAGUGAAAAAUAAAAUAAAAUUAUAAAAAUAUGAUAUGAGCCCUUUAAGUUUCUGUGAACGACUGCAAUAUGUCACAAGGCUCUUUCUCUGUGCAUGUGUUUGUGGUUCAGUUUGUGAUAUAGAAAAAGGAAAUGGCAAUUACAAACCUGCUCAGAGGAAGUAAAACUGACUUCAUUUUUAUAAUAUUUUGUUAAGAAAAAGAAAAAAACAGCAGGUGCAGAACAUUACCAGCUUUCAUUUUAAAGACAUGCUCAUAAAAACCUGCACAUUUAUAAAAUUACAAAAUUAAUGCUUUGUAAUGAUGAUGGCUUUUCACAAAUCAUGUUUCCAUAGAAAAUGGUCUCAAAUAAUAUAGCACCAUCUAGAGGUCAUGAUAAGCAACUUCAAAUUGUAAUAGUUUCAUUUUAUACAGAACGAUUGAUUUUAUGCACAAGAGAAUUCAGACAGACUUUAUUUUAGAAUGUAAACUGAGAUCCAUUUUUUUCUUACAGUAAAAGCAUCUGACCAGUUUCACAUUAUAAGCAAUAACAAAGACAAAUUUGUUUAAUAACUUUUUUGCAGUUCAUUAGCACUUUUGAGCACUUUUUAAAUAUUGUGGUUUUUAAUAGCAUUAAAGGUGCAAUAUAGGUGAUUCUCCACUGAAACAUUUUUGUUAUCUUGGUUGAGUCAUCUCAUAUCAGGUCCGUAGCCAGCCUAUUGAAAGAGGGGGGUUCUUUUUUUCAAAAAGUGGACAUUUUUGCAGUUUUUCUCCUCCUUUUGUAUUUAAUUACGAGGUUCAAAUACUUCAUUUUGGUGACCUUUUAUGCACUAAUUUGUGCUGGAUUAGCUUUUCUGCUGGUAUCUUAACGAGCAUGCUUUUUGUUGCACCUAAAAUAUAUUUACUGCAUUGUUGUCAAAUUGCUUCCUCAUGUACCACCUUUGUCAGUCCAUACACAGUUCAUAAGUUUAAAGACCACAGUAACAACAGAAUAGAUUUAAUGAACUUUACUGAAAUAUUAAUAAUAAUUCUUCUCAUCAUCAUUUCUUGACUCUCUGUCAAUGCCUCUUUGCAUUUCCAUUGGCUCCAGUCUGCCGGUAUUGGCCAAUCACAAAAG
This is a messenger RNA of Megalobrama amblycephala (Wuchang bream), 4050 nucleotides long. Its product is annotated as ras-related protein Rab-39A. The record is from RefSeq and is a predicted model, not a curated record. NCBI's taxonomy places the organism in Eukaryota, Metazoa, Chordata, Actinopteri, Cypriniformes, Xenocyprididae. Gene Ontology annotation, molecular function: GTP binding; GTPase activity.